UCUACUGCUGUGCGUCAUGAAUAGUUCAUGUAUUACUUUUACAGGCAUGCAUCUUCUUGAGAAACACGUUCAUCGGUUUUCAAAUACUGCAAUGAUCUCAUUAAAUUUCACGAGAUCGAGAUGCCGAGUUUCGCGAAGCGGAGCUGUAAUUCGCAUGAAGAUUGCAUCAAGGUGAAUGUGGUCGAGUAGAGGAACCAAGGGUGUAGAGACAUAGAUGUACAGAACGCCAAGACAAACUGGCAGCUAGCGAUCUACGGGAGCUCCGACGCGCAAGUUGCUGCUACCUACCUGAGGAAGCUCUCUCCAUCAACACCACCAAAAGUAUCCCAGCUUGCCCUCCUCCAAUCUUCCUUUGGAGUCACUUCCUCAAUCACGAACUUCUUACAGUUGACAAUCGAGUGCAUACUCUUUUCUACUUACAAUCAUGACGUCAAUAGGUACAGGCUAUGACCUGUCCAAUUCCGUGUUCUCCCCCGAUGGCCGUAACUUCCAGGUCGAAUAUGCAGUAAAGGCGGUCGAAAACGGCGGUACAGCCGUUGGCAUACGGUGCAAGGACGGCAUUGUGCUGGCGCUGGAGAAGCUUGUGACGAGCAAGCUGCUAAAAUCUGGAGCGAACAAACGGAUAGCCACCGUGGACCGAAAUGUCGGCAUAGUCUCAUCAGGUCUUCUCCCGGAUGGUCGCCACUUUGUAUCACGAGCACGCGACGAGGCAGCUGCUUGGCGGCAACAGUACAAGGCUCCGAUCCCGACAUCUUCGCUCGCCGACCGCAUGGGAAGCUACGUUCAGGCAUAUACCCUGUACUCGAGUGUACGACCUUUUGGUGUAACCUCGAUCAUAGGAGGAUGGGAUGCUGAGGCCGAGCUACCUGUAGACGGCCAGGUUGGCUCUGGACCUAAAGUCGGUUCUGGCGGCAAGAAAGAGGGUGCAAAACAUGGCGGUCCAUUUCUCUAUAUGAUCGAGCCCAGUGGGUUGUACUGGGGUUACUACGGCGCUGCCACGGGCAAAGGCCGCCAGAUCGCCAAGUCAGAGUUGGAGAAGCUGAAUCUUGUCGAUGGCGAAAUGUCACUGGAGCAGGGAGUCAAGGAGGCCGCGCGCAUCAUCUACAUUGCCCACGACGACAACAAGGACAAGGAGUUUGAGCUGGAAAUGACAUGGAUCAGCGCUAUCAGUGGACCCACCAAGGGCAAGCACGAGGAAGUGCCCAAGGAGCUGCGAGAAGAGGCUGAGAAGCUGGCGAAGAAGGCUCUGGAGGGUGACGACGACGAUGAGGAGGAGAUGCAGGAAUAGAUACGUCCAACCUCGCGGCAUCCAGCGAAUGAUACAGCUUAGACAGCCGUGCAUGAUAAACGACUGGUUUCGCGGCCUUUAAUGAACACCUUCACGUACAUUGCAUAUGGAGCGAGUGGACGCACGCAGGCGCACUGCAUCUCAAAAAAUAAAGUGUGACGUAGUGUGAGUAUGUGACAGUAAGUGGAUUGAAAUGCUUGUCAGAUCGUUCGCCCCACCUUC
Messenger RNA from Periconia digitata, 1510 nucleotides. NCBI's taxonomy places the organism in Eukaryota, Fungi, Ascomycota, Dothideomycetes, Pleosporales, Periconiaceae. The record is from the annotation of a GenBank genome assembly.